GCUUAGAAUUACCUACUAGUACCUAUUACCUAACAGUAAUCAGCUGUUUUAGGCUACUAUGCCUACCUAUGAUUAUUUUAUACUGCAUAGCCUACCUAUUAGGUAUACAAGAUGCCUAGACUAUACCUAUGUAGUAGGCUAUCUUCUUACCAGCUCAGCUACAGUAAUUGGGAGAGAACUAUGAUUCAAGAAGAUUAAGGACAGAGUAAAAGGAUAUUGCAUUGUGAAAGAAGUUGCAGACUAAUUGCAGAAUUUCUGUUGCAGUGGUGGAUUACCAAAAAAUUUGAAGUUGAAAUGUCUGUACUAUACAGCUUGUUUUUGUAAAGAACAGUUUCUUUCAUAGUACUUACCUAUUUUAUAUUCAGUGGUGUCAGAAGUAAAUUUUCAAUUUUCUUCAGUACAAUUGAAUGUAAAGUGCGUAGAACUUUUCUGACUGUCAAAUUUUCAUUAAAUCAAUACUACUAUUUUGAAGAUACGUAAUACUGUGAGUGACAUCUUUGUAUUUGAGGUGAAUCUACUGAGGGAUAUAACGUAAUUAAGAGCAUUUAAAAUGUCUUUUCAUCAUAAAGAACACAAUGUUAGUGGUAAAAUAUCAUGUGUGCUGAAAGUGCAGCAACCUUUUAAGAGCCCUAUGAGGGGAUCUGGUACAAAUAAAGAGGAGCUCAAGAGUACACUGGGGACAUCUACACCACCAGUUUUACAUUGCAGAAAAAGCAAGCAUAAUGCUACCUUUUCCCCAAAUCACCCUAUUUUACAAGAAUCUCAAGAGAACAAAGAAUCCGGAAUAGCUAAAAAUGUUGAUGAGAAGGCUUCCCUUAACACUACACCAAGGAAGCAAGUUGGUAAUAGCAGCUGUAGCGGACGACUGUCAAGACUUGGCAAAUUUAGCCCAUGCCAGUUCAGUGUGCCUUUUCGAAGUCCAAUUAGCAAUAACAGCACUGGACAGCAAGUUUUAUCACAAGAAGAAGACCUGGACAAACUUAUUAAACUUGAACGUGAUUUAGAAGAAGAGAUUUCCUCUCUCCAAGAUCUUGGCUUUGAAGUUGAAGAGCUUCAGGGACACAUAAGUAACUUGCAUCGGUAUAAUGAAAUCAAAGAUGCAGCCCAGCUUGUAAUGGGAAGACUUGCAGAAUUAGAGGGUGUGACUGUUAAAGAAAUUCAUGAAAAAUAUGGAGUUACUUGUCUAGAGUAAAAAUACCUGAAUAAAAUCUGUUGUCAAAGUGAAAAGAAUAAAAUUGUAGUAUGCUUCUUGUGAUAUUACAAACUUAUGUAUUUUCUCAUGAAUAAUGUUGCUAACUUUAUUUUUUUGUACUUGCCCUGUCAUUACAGAGCAUAAUUGUAUGGGAAGUUAAUGUACCAAUGAUAAACAUGAAUAAACAAUUUUGGAGCAUAUAUGGAAAUUAAAACAUAUUGUACAAUA
Messenger RNA from Macrobrachium nipponense, 1420 nucleotides. RefSeq names its product DNA repair protein SWI5 homolog. NCBI's taxonomy places the organism in Eukaryota, Metazoa, Arthropoda, Malacostraca, Decapoda, Palaemonidae. Gene Ontology annotation, cellular component: Swi5-Sfr1 complex; Swi5-Swi2 complex. Bases 551 to 1192 code for a protein of 213 amino acids. The record is from RefSeq and is a predicted model, not a curated record. Gene Ontology annotation, biological process: double-strand break repair via homologous recombination. The transcript is spliced from 2 exons.